AAAAAAAAAUAAAAUACCAUUUUUUUUUUUUUUUUUCUUUCUUUCUUUUUUUUCUUUUUUUUUUUCCCUUCUUUUUUAAAAAAACCACACUUUUACAUUAUGCCUAAUACAACGACGACGGGUGAUAUUCCACUACUUACAACACCGUUUCUACAUUAUAUACCCACUUCACCUCCCUCACAAGAACUGGACUUUCAUUUACCUUCUCGUACUCCACUGCAUGGCCUCACUGUUUCUGAAUGGGCAGGUUCAAAAACAAGGCUUGAUUCCUUGACAACGAAUAACAUCUCACCCAGCAUUACCAUCACUACCACCAAUAACACAACGGUCCCUAUUACCUGCUCCAACAUGAGUUCGACUAAACCCAUCGUCCUUCUCGAUGCCACAGAAGACAACUGGAAAGAUGUGUACCGUAACAUCAAAUGCAUGGACCAAUUGUAUGAUGCUUCCUUUUAUUCUUGGCUGAAAUCAGAAGAAAACGUCCUCGUCACUGCCAUGUAUUUACAUCGUAUUGCCAACGAAUACCCUCUCCUUCGCAUCAUUAAUGCCCUCAAAUGGCUUAUCAGCGACUGGAGACUAGAGAGUAUUAGUACCCUAGUCAGGCAUGUGACCGUCGACUGGUGUGAUGAAGCAGGCGACCUACGGCGAGCUCAUCUUUUACGUCACUUAACACAGAGUUGGGCAACCCAAUAUACAACUACACUCAUCACCAUGGUUCUCUCUUCAGCACCUUACACUACAGGCGACAGUUUUCAAAGAGAGAGGUUUCUUAGAGCCUUUACUAAAGAAUGGGAUUUUUCCAAACUAUCCGAAUUCUUCAUGUAUCUGCAAAGUCCCGCCAACAUUGAUUAUAAAGUCAAAUGUGUGAUGCUUCAAGAAGCGGCUCGAAGAGAACGAGAAACCUUGGGUGCUAAACUUUUGCGUAAAAAACGUGUGGUAGUGAUGGAUGAAUUGGAUGAGGAACUACCAGUUGAAGGUUCUCAAGAUCAAGAUCAUCAUCAUCAUGAAUCCGACGACGUGGUAGUACAAAUGGAAGAGUCCGCUGCCACCACCGCUGCCACCACCACCACUGCUUGUACAAAUCGAAGACAUCAUCGAAGAACUUCCAGUAAUGAUGUGAAUGAUAUUAAAAGGCUAAGGUUAUCUACGCCUGAUCCAGAUGAAGAUCAUCCUCACUCACUUAAAUAUCUGAAUGAAUUAUCUCAUCUUCACCUAAGCAAUGUCGAUGCUAGUGGAAGUAAUAGUAGCAGUAGCUGUAGUAAUAGUAGUAGUAGUGGUAGCAGCAGCAGUAGUAGUAGUAGUAGUAGUUGUGCUGCUGGUAGUAGUAGUAGCUCAUCGACAACGGUGGUGAUAGGUAGUAGAACAAGAUCUGCUUCGAUCGAAUCGUGUGAUGAUCCCAUGGAGACGGAUUCGACGGUGAAUAAAAAGAGAGCGAUCACUGCCCAUUUUACAGAAGAAUAAAAAAAAAAGGGAAAAAAAAAAACAAUUAAAGCAUGAACACACGAUCGCCAUUUAAAUAAAGGGUCUCUCUGAUGGUGUGUACCAAAAUAAGU
Messenger RNA from Mucor mucedo, 1553 nucleotides. RefSeq lists its product as uncharacterized. Lineage: Eukaryota; Fungi; Mucoromycota; Mucoromycetes; Mucorales; Mucoraceae. The record is from RefSeq and is a predicted model, not a curated record. The transcript has 4 exons. Bases 100 to 1461 code for a protein of 453 amino acids.